GUACAAAGUUUUGAUGUUGGGUCGUAUUUUGGGUGGUAUUGCCACUUCUCUCCUAUUUUCAGCUUUUGAAUCAUGGCUUGUGGCUGAACACAACAAGGUAAAAGGCUCUUACUUGUAUUAGUGACUGGUGACAGAGGAAUCCAUAUUGAAUUGAUUACAGUUCAUAUUUGAAUUUUGAUGAACAGUAUUAUUGAUCCUGAUGCGUAACUGUGGUAUUUUGUGUGAGCAUGAUUGCAUCUGAGAAUUGGAUUCCCUAUGUGUGAACAUAAUCUGUAGUUUUUUUGCACAAUGGGGGACCUUUCUUUCUAAAAGCCUAUUUCUUGUUGGAGCCUUUUCUAGAACUUUGAUGACGGAUGGCAUUGGUAAGCAAUUAUUUCAUCAUCAUAAUGCUUCCAGAGUUUUGCUUAAAUUUCUUGUAUCUUGCAAACUCUUUAGAUUAAUCUUGUUGUCCUGAUGUCUGCUGAUUCAUUGGGCUCUCUUUCUUGUAACCAGAUUAUAGUAGUCCCAUAAAUUCUUCCAAGAAAUAAGAAAAGAAAACUACUUAGUGAAACUGGAUCUAUAUCCAUAAUUUUGACUCUAAUAAUUUUCAAUUGCGCCCUAGUUGCCAGAAACACUGGCUACAGAAAUACAGAACUGGAAUUGUUUGAUCGUUCUGCCCUUGUUUAUUUUGCUCCUAUUUUGGAUAGGAUGCUCAAAAGAUUGUGUCUAGGGAUCCCCACUUGUCAUCAAACUUUUCCCUUUCGUCAUAUUGUCAUUUUGUUUUUCUUGUUCUUUUCUGCUGCCUUCCUUUGAUACUUUCUGACCUGGCGAUGAAGGACUUGAACCGUCAAGCUGUGGUUCUUUCUUUGUCAUCCGUUUUUGGAUGUGUAAGUGUAAGCCAACUCUAGGCAACAACUAGUUUGUAGUUUGUCCAUAGAAGUUACCUCAUUUUCAUUGUCAUUGACCCUGUUUUCUGCCUAUUUCUGCAGAGAGGAUUUGAUCAACAAUGGCUCUCAAUAACUUUCUCCCAAUAUUUCUCAGCAAUGGUCUCGUUGCUAUUGUGCCCGGGUUGUUCGGAAAUCUGCUAGUUGAUACCAUGAGUCUUGGGCCUGUGUCCCCCUUUGACGCCACUGCAUGCUUUCUUGCCAUUGGCAUGGCAGUUAUACCAUCAUCGUGGGGUGAGAACUAUGGUGACCCUUCAGAGAACAAGGACUUGCUUACCCAGUUCAACGGUGCUGCUGUGGCCAUUGCUUCAGAAAUAAAGAACAGGCUACCUAUAUCUUAUAUCACCACUCCAGGAUGCGACGUUCUUCUUGGGUUUUCACUGUAUGGUUUAUGUAGAUCAGAUGAGAAGAUUGCAUUGUUUGGUGCAAUACAAUCCCUCUUUGAAGGGUCAAUGUACACCUUUGUGUUCCUCUGGACACCUGCUUUGAGCCCAAAUGAGGAGGACAUUCCCCACGGUUUUAUAUUUGCAACUUUUAUGCUGGCUUCAAUCCUGGGAAGCACUAUUGCGUCUCGCUUGAUGGCCCGCACAUCAUUAAGAGUUGAGAGCUAUAUGCAGAUUGUUUUUGUGGUUUCUGCUGCCUCUCUUCGGCUUCCUAUUGUGACUACUUUUUUGGUAGCUCCUUCUAAGGUGGAAGGUGGAAGCAUCUCAUUUGCAGGUUGUAUCCAGCUUAUUGGCUUCUGUACCUUUGAGGCUUGUGUGGGUAUAUUCUGGCCUUCCAUUGUGAAGAUGAGGUCGCAAUACAUUCCUGAGGAGGCGAGGAGCACCAUUAUGAACUUUUUCUGCAUUCCUCUCAACAUCUUUAUUGUUUUUGUGGUUUCUGCUGCCUCUCUUCGGCUUCCUAUUGUGACUACUUUUUUGGUAGCUCCUUCUAAGGUGGAAGGUGGAAGCAUCUCAUUUGCAGGUUGUAUCCAGCUUAUUGGCUUCUGUACCUUUGAGGCUUGCGUGGGUAUAUUCUGGCCUUCCAUUGUGAAGAUGAGGUCCCAAUACAUUCCUGAGGAGGCGAGGAGCACCAUUAUGAACUUUUUCCGCAUUCCUCUCAACAUCUUUGUUUGCAUCGUUCUUUACAAUGUAUGUCUUUGGACUUUCUAUCCUUUGUUGCUCCACCUUAAGACUGCACUCUGCUCAUAG
This is a messenger RNA of Ilex paraguariensis (yerba mate), 2113 nucleotides long. The record is from the annotation of a GenBank genome assembly. Lineage: Eukaryota; Viridiplantae; Streptophyta; Magnoliopsida; Aquifoliales; Aquifoliaceae.